AACACAUCUGCAAGGCCUAAUCAGGAAACAGGAACAUGAGGAAGGUGCAUGACCAAGGAUGUUAACAGAUCAUUUCAUUAGCUCUGCAAGAUGAACAGUAUUGUGCCUUGUUACAGGUGUUCUGGGCUGACACAAAGCCAUUGUGCUGCUGAGCCCUUCAUGUGGAGCAGGUGAGUUCUCCAAAUGACAGCAGCCAUUGGGACACAGUGCUGGGUUCCAACAGAUGCUUCUGCAGCACUGUCCUGUCCAGCAGGUCACUUUACCUGAAUUUAGUGUUGCACUCAAAAGCUGUUGGGAGCUGAAAGGAGGCACACCUUGGAUGUAAGGUCAGGAAUUUAUUGUUAGUGUAACGAAUUUUAACAGUCUAAUAUAUGAAUUAUUAUUAGUUUAGAUCUAUAUAAUUGUAAGAGAGAAGAGACAAGAAGAGAGAACAGAAAAGAAUACUACUGUGCUACUAAUGGAAGAACAGAAUAAGGUCAAGUUAUUCGAUGCACACUUCCUGCUAUCUACCCCUUAUUUUGACAUUUAUUCACACCUGCUCUGAUCAUCCAUCUAAUGGUCAGUGGCUACAGUGAGGAUAGUGAGGAAAUACUGCCAGCUGUCAGCAUCCCAGCUCCUUUGUAGGGUGAGCAUGAUGUUCAUGUUGUUUCUUCAUCCUUAUUUUUGCUACUUUAGGGGCAUUUUUAUGUGUGCUACAAAAGUACAUCUUGUUUUUCAUCACUGGUCUUUAAAUCCUAAAAAUAAGCCUGAAUUUCCUCGUCAUUAGAAAAAUUGCUUUCACAGCUAAACAAACGAGGGCCAGCUCAAGGCAGGUUAAGGCAAGUUCUGACAAAGCAGCCGUGACAAGCCUCAGUCCUGAGGCCUUACCAAGUCAGCAUAAAGCCUGUGGCCUGUUACUAGCAGUGACAAUUAGCUUCUGUUUGCUGGGUUAUGAGGCUACAUUAGCUCUAGGGGUGUUUUCUUCUCACUGAAACCAUUGCAGAUAAAUAUUCUACCACAUGCAGCGGUCACCUAAACUGAAGAUUCAGCCUAAUUGUGGACUUUGAUCCCCCAUUGUGAUCCAGCAUUGCACAGGAAGGCAUAAGCAAUGUAAGGACCUGGUUGAUGUGGCCAUUUAAAGGCCAUUUCAAAUGGUAGCAAGGCACAGGAGUUUGGGGUAGUCGUACAACAGUACCCAGCAGUUGUUUGCAUUGUAGGCUGACAAACCACAGGCCUGGGGAGAAGUGAGACAAAGACUACAGAUUUUCUUAAAACUGCAAUUUUAUUUUGCUUUUUUCAACUUCUAGCCUUAUCUGCAGAAACAGUUUGAUAUGGCAAAGUGGUGCUUUAUGGUUGAUGCCCUCUACCUUUACAAUGGAUGUAAGGCUGAUGAAAAUAUAUCUUCAGAACCAAGGAUUAAAAAACUGGAACCAGUACUUUUGCCAGGUGAAAUUGUGGUGAACGAAGUAAAUUUUGUAAGAAAGUGCAUUGCAACAGACACAAGCCAGUAUGACCUGUGGGGCAAGUUGGUUUGCACUAACUUCAAGAUUUCCUUUAUUACGGAUGACCCGAUGCCACUGCAGAAAUUCCAUUAUAAAAACCUCCUCCUUGGUGAACAUGAUGUCCCACUCACAUGCAUUGAGCAGAUUGUCACAGUGAAUGACACCAAGAGGAAGCAGAAGGUCCUUGGUCCCAACCAAAAACUUAAGUUUAAUCCAACUGAAUUAAUAAUUUAUUGCAAAGACUUCCGUAUUGUCAGAUUUCGUUUUGAUGAAGCAGGUCCCGAAAGUGCAAAAAAGGUGUGCCUUGCAAUAGCUCAUUAUUCUCAGCCAACGGAUCUUCAGCUUCUCUUUGCAUUUGAGUAUGUUGGGGAAAUAUAUCAUAAUCCAGCAAAGAAGGUGAAUGGCAUAGACCCAGGAGGUGGUGGUGGUGGCAUCGGCAGUGCCAGUGGUCAGCAGACUCCUCUGUUUGAAACUUACUCAGAUUGGGAUAGAGAAAUCAAGAGGACAGGUGCAUCCGAGUGGAGAGUGUGCUCAGUCAAUGAAGGUUAUAUGAUCUCCACUUGCCUUCCAGAAUAUUUUGUGGUUCCAUCUUCCUUAGCAGAUCAGGACCUGAAGCUGUACUCCUACUCCUUCAUUGGGAGGCGAAUGCCAUUAUGGUCCUGGAAUCACCCCAACGGGAGUGCCCUUGUGAGAAUGGCCAACAUUAAAGAUGUAUUGCAGCAGCGAAGAAUCGAUCAAAGGAUUUGUAAUGCCAUAACUCGAAGCCAUCCCCUGAGAAGUGACGUUUACAAAUCUGACCUGGACAAGUGUCUCCCCAACAUCCAGGAAAUCCAGGCUGCACACAUCAAACUCAAACAGCUCUGUGUCAAUGAGCCUUUCGAUGAAACUGAAGAGAAGUGGCUGUCCUCACUGGAAAACACUCGCUGGUUAGAGUACAUUAGAGCCUUUCUUAAGCAUUCUGCUGAGCUUGUCUAUAUGAUGGAGUGUAAGCACGUUUCUGUAGUUCUACAAGAGGAAGAGGGACGGGACCUGAGCUGUCUUGCUGCUUCUCUCAUUCAAGUCAUGCUGGAUCCCUAUUUUCGAACAAUUGUUGGAUUUCAAAGCUUAAUACAGAAGGAAUGGGUCAUGGCAGGAUAUCAAUUUUUAGAUAGGUGUAACCACUUAAAGAGAUCUGACAAAGAGUCUCCUUUGUUCUUGAUGUUCCUUGACUGUGUUUGGCAGCUGCUGGAACAAUACCCAGCAGCCUUUGAGUUCUCUGAGGUGUACCUGACCAUCCUGUACGACAGCGCCCGCAUCUCCUUGUUCGGCACCUUCCUCUUCAACUGCCCUCACCAGCGAGUCAAGGAAAGCACUGAAUUUGCUAUAAGCAAAAAUAUUCAGCUGGGUGAUGAGAAAGGCCUCAGGUUUCCAUGUGUUUGGGACUGGUCUCUUCAGUUCACGAGCCGGGACCGGCUGCUGUUCCACAACCCGCUGUACGUCGGGAAGAGCGCGCCCAGCGUGCACAACGGGGCCCUCCGGACCUUCAAGCGCUCCAAGAAAAACUACAGCUCCACACUGCGAGGUGUCCCUCCAGCACUAAAAAACGGAAUAAUCGGUGAGCAGGAGUUCCUUCCAAGAAGAAACUCUCUGAUACUAAAACUGAAGCCAAACUUUUUCCAGCCAGUGGAGGGGCAGAGCCACAAUAUGGAGCAGUACUUCAGAGACUGGUUUGCAAAGCCCAUUGAUUUGCACGGAGUCAUUCUGCCCAAUCUCUCUGGAACACAAAUAAAACUGUGGAAACUCUGCUACUUCCGCUGGGUUCCUGAGGUCCAGAUCAACCACGGCGGCUCCAUCACCGCUUUCCACAGAGUUUCUUUGCUGGCAGACGAGGUGGACAUGUUAAACCGCAGCCUGCGGCAGUACAAGAGCAACUCCUCUUUGCAAGGCCCCUGCUCGGAACUGGAUCAAAGCAGGAUGUACUUCAGAGCUAAUGGUUUAAAUGACACCUCUGGUGCCCCAGACUUUCUCUCCUCCUCAUUCCCAUUUUCUCCUGUAGGGAACCUAUGCAGACGGAGCAUUCUGGGAACACCUUUAAGCAAAUUUUUAAGUGGUGCCAAAAUCUGGCUAUCCACCGAGACGCUUGCAAAUGAAGACUGAGGUGAUGUGGAGGUUUAAAGGUUUAGGGAGAAUACUGCAUAUCAUUUUGUCUUUUCUAACUUAACACUGCUAAAUGCGGCAUUGAAAGCUGUAAUAAUUUUUAUAUACAAACAUUACGUAAGAUUUGCACAAAUAUUUAAAAGCAAGGCAAGUCAUGCUUCAAAUCGCACAAUUUUGUCUUCAGUAGUUCUCAUCCGCUGGGGCUUCUGCUCCCCAACUCCUCCUGUUCUUGGGGGUUUGGCUCAUUACAAGUGAUAGAGCAUUUCAUCAGCUAAUUGAAAGGCUUGGUGUGGUCAUUAAUGAGGGUUCUGCUUCAAAUACUUUUGUUUUCCCAGAUAGUGACUGAAGUGACCCUUUGAUAGAACAGCUUGGAAAGCCAAAGUAGUGCAGUGGAGAUGAACUGACAGCUGAAAUCUGGGAAUAUACUAUUUUAUCAGACUGCCUCUUCAGGAGUAAUACUUACAUGCAUAGAUACAAACAUACUAAUGUUCCAUGACUUACCACCCUACAUAUGUGCUAAUGCAGUGUAUCCAUGGGAGGGGUUGUUCCCUUUUCUUGCUCUCCCCAAAAUGUGUUCAUUAACAAUUAGUCAGAUUUGUGCUCUUUGUCGUGAGCUUGACUUUAGACUAUAGAAAUCCACAUCAGGACAAUGCACUGUUAACCUUAAAACAUUUACUGUAGAUACGGUAUUGCAGUAGCUUUAGAAGUGCCUUUCAUUGGGAGAAAACAGUAGCAGGAUUACUCUAAUGCAGCUGACACCCCCCCCCAACUUUUUAAAGCAGAUCGUUGUGGCAAGUUCUUGUUCCAUCCCCUGCUUCCCCCUCUCCAUUUCUGGAAACAACAGGCAUCCAGAAGAAACAGCAGGUAUUCCCUCUUUAAGGUUAAGCUUGUUUUUAAGUCCCACAGGAUCCUCACCUUUUUAUAAGGGCACCUUAAUUACUCAGCAUUAUAUCCCUGCACAGAUCCCGAUCCCUGCCAACCCUCUCCUCAUUUUUUUGUAGGAUGAAGUAGCUUUCAGCAGAACUCCUACUUGAGCCCUGCUGGAGGAGGUCUGGCUCCAUAUUGCCAGUUCCACGAGGGGUGCAGGUGCUGCAGUCACUGGUAGGCAGGUGCUGCAAGAAGAGCAGGGAGCGGUGCCUUCUUUCUGCAGACGUGCACAUCCAUAGGGACAGUGCAAUGCACAAGCACUGCCUGAGGGAAUUGCAUCCAGUAGCCUCUGUCUGCUUAAUGCAGCAGCCUCCUCAUUGUUCUGAAACCUUUUUAAAUGAUAGCUCUCCCUGGAUGCUGUGCCACAAAAGGACUUGAGUUUCACAGGGAGAAAGGCAGGAGCGUGAAGAAUUCCAGGAGGGUGGAGAAAUAGUGAUGUGUCAUUCUUGUAGGUUAAGGCUCCUGUCAGCUGCCUUCUCUGAACAGCAAGGCCAUAUUUUAUAUUAAAUUAUUUCUAUGUAAAACACCAACACUGUUGAACUGAUCCUGAGCCUCUAUCCAGGUGUAGCCUUACCAGUUAAGGCACCAAAGGCCUUAUAUGAUGGACUCAAAGCUGUUCUCAGUUUUCUCAGUGGGGAAAAAAGAAGGCUGCAGGAUGGGAGUACACAGGAUGGGAACACGCAGUGUAUUUGAGUUUAAAAAAAGGGAAGGGGAUAGGAUUUGGAGGUCUUUGUUUGUAAAACCAAACUGAUCUUCAGCACAGCUUAAAUCACAAAGUGGGCUUUGGCUCCCAGGCUGUUCCCUGUCCAAGGCUGUGCUGUGCUCACACUGCUGGGGUUGGAGAGGGAAGCAAGGCAGGGCUGGUGCAAAGGUGAACAAUGUCAGGGGAGUGGGCUGCUUUUUUUACCUAGCCAACCUUCCAAACCCUGUUCCUAUGCAAAGAAGCUGGUGUGUGUGUGUGUGCUGUGCACAACGUGGGCAGGCACAGGCUGUCGUGACACAAUGCCAGGUGCUUCUGGGCAACUGUUUGUGAGGAAAAAACGUGCAUCACCUCAAUUGCCUAAUUAUGCUGCAAGAUGAGCUGAGCGUGUUAAAUGGUCCACAAACCAGUUGUGUUUAUUUCCAAGCUUGCUGGAGCAGUCAUCUCACUUGUUCAUUAUCAAAGGUUUGUAUUAGUUUGCUUUUGCCAUUCCUCUUUUCCCAUUAGCUUACUGCUUUCCCUGGCCUGAUACUUGACAUAAAGACCUCAACCUGUGUGCUUAGUGUCUUUUGGUACCAAUUUAUUUUCUUUUAAAAUGACAGUUAAAACUAUAGUGUCUUUUUUUUUUCAUUACUUAAAGAUGUAACUUCUUUGGUUUAAAGGUACCAAAAAUGUGUAAAUAUAUUACUCCACAAAAGCAGCUGGUGGAAUUAAAAAAUGUUCAGGCUAGUACCCUUUGGGGGAAAAAAUGGGUACUAUAUUUAAACAGAAUUGUCUUUUAUAAGGAGAUUUCAGACAUUUUUACAUUUCAGUUCUAAAAUGUGUACAGAUGCUGCAGAGGGUCUUUGUAUUUUAUAUAUAUAGCAUGGGAGAGGGUUAAAAAUAAUAUGCCUUUAUAAUAAACAAAACCUGUCAAAAUACCUAUUUGCCAAACAGACUUAAAAAGAAAUUUUAUAACAUUCCAAAAAGGGAGUUAGGUAAGCAGAGGCUGAGAGGGGGCACCUCCUGCAGAGAAGAAGGGAAGAGAUCCACCUUUCCCUAGACUUGAAGACAAGGUUCUGCUUCCUUGUGUGGCUCAGCCUUGCUGAGGAGUCUGAGCAACUGCUGUGUCUGUGGGAGUGAACGUGUGCCUGUGGAUGCUGCUGCUUCAUCUGAGUUAAACAGCUGAAUCCUUUCUGAUACACUUUUGAAAGACAGGUACCAAGUGUAAAUUUUGAAAUAUUCUCCACUCUGCACAGUUGCCUUAUCAAGUCAGUAGGGACUGUUCUGAAUAUCUUUAAUAACUUUCAAAAGCAAUUUUGUGGUGUGAGUAUGUAUCUUUAACUUCUGUGUACAGAAUACUGACAUGCAAGUGUGUAUAUAUAUGUCUGUGUAUAUAUAUGUACACAUAUCUCCCAGAUUUUCGUUUCUGUUCACCAUUUAAAACAAGAUACUGUUAAUGCCAUUCUCAUGUUGCAAGAGUAGAAAAGCUACCAAGCAGCUCAUCCUUUUGUGUUUGUAGAAAAUGUGCAUUACUGCAGCUGUUCCUGGCGGAGUCAUGACUUUGUACCACACAUGGGGAGCUCCGUGGCUGCUCCUGUGGCUGCUGACCCCCAGUGCAGCAGCCAGGGCUCAGUGCAGGGCUGUGACUAUGGUGGCACCUCAGCCUCCAGGUGCUACCCUGUGCCACACAUGUCCUGCCUCCAGAAAUGCACUGAGAACUGAGUGUGUGUGUGUGUCUGCCCAGGCCUGCACGUGUGCUUUGUGUGCACCUGCCUGCAACCACUCUGGUCAGUUAACUGCCCUGUGUUUUAAUGAAAAUGUAGCAAGCUGGGCAAAUGUUUUGGCUUAUUCUCAGAUGGAAAUAUAUUAAAACCAAAAAAAAAAUCUAACAUAUAUUUAAGCAAAAGAUGAAAUCUUAAAUUUGCCUCUAACCAAGAGACAGAAAUCUGUACCUCAAAUUGCUCUAGGCAGUAGGUUUCUAAUGCUGUUGCUGUGAUGGUUUACAGUUCACCAUUUCAACUGAAACUAAAACCUUUGUGCCUGAUAAUGAUUUACUGAGUAAAGUAGCAGUGGCAGAAAGAUUAUAAAAUCCUAAUGCUGAGUUGUGAAUGUGAAGUAAAUUAGAGUCAAUAAAAGUUUGUACCUUUCCACAGUGAACUUCAGGUGGUUUUCUUUGACUUCCCCUAACAAAAAAAAAAAAAUUGUGUGUGGUUUUUUCCAAGAAUAGCAUGGACACUGUGCUAUAGAAAGAUGAUUAAUAAAAAUGAUGUGCAAAUUA
Messenger RNA from Corvus hawaiiensis (hawaiian crow), 7504 nucleotides. It is a transcript of the gene MTMR10, whose product is annotated as myotubularin related protein 10. Lineage: Eukaryota; Metazoa; Chordata; Aves; Passeriformes; Corvidae. The record is from RefSeq and is a predicted model, not a curated record. The transcript is spliced from 16 exons. Bases 1311 to 3617 code for a protein of 768 amino acids.